This is a messenger RNA of Protopolystoma xenopodis, 309 nucleotides long. The record is from the annotation of a GenBank genome assembly. NCBI's taxonomy places the organism in Eukaryota, Metazoa, Platyhelminthes, Monogenea, Polystomatidea, Polystomatidae.
GAGGUCUCUUACCUACAAAAUGGAGAAGAUGGAAAAUCUAAUGAUAUCUUACCAUCCACAAUUGCUCUUCCGCGUUGUGAUGUGGACGAUCAACUUCUAGAGGCCGUGCGAAACGCCGCCGUUGGUUUGGCUGUUCCGGUCGCUGAACUAGUCAAUUCUUUGGCAUCCGAUUGGCUAAAGCCAAUAUGUGUUCAGCUUGAAGAGGCUGCCAAAGCGGCCUGUUCUGCUGGAAAUGCUGUAGUGAGAAAGACAGAGGAUCAAAUGAGGCAAGCGAUACAAGAAGCGAAUUCUUUGAAGGUAUCGUUAUAA